GAACAAUGAGGCUUGGGAGGAGAUGGAGGAAACGUUUCAUCUUGAGUCAAAAGGGCCCUCGUCUCGACGUUUCGGAUCUUGUACUAUUGCCUCACUUACUAAGGAAGAUCUUGCAAAGCGGUGGGAUCCAUAUCUUCCUCCGCCGGUUCAAAUGA
This is a messenger RNA of Cantharellus anzutake, 155 nucleotides long. RefSeq lists its product as uncharacterized. The record is from RefSeq and is a predicted model, not a curated record. The transcript has 2 exons. The coding region runs from base 6 to 155 and encodes 49 amino acids. Lineage: Eukaryota; Fungi; Basidiomycota; Agaricomycetes; Cantharellales; Hydnaceae.